Bicyclus anynana (squinting bush brown) is the source of this 3683-nucleotide messenger RNA. RefSeq names its product homeobox protein dve-1 (gene dve). The transcript is spliced from 6 exons. Gene Ontology annotation, biological process: chromatin remodeling; regulation of transcription by RNA polymerase II. Gene Ontology annotation, molecular function: RNA polymerase II cis-regulatory region sequence-specific DNA binding; DNA-binding transcription factor activity, RNA polymerase II-specific. The record is from RefSeq and is a predicted model, not a curated record. Bases 109 to 2322 code for a protein of 737 amino acids. Lineage: Eukaryota; Metazoa; Arthropoda; Insecta; Lepidoptera; Nymphalidae.
GGCCGGCCGUCAGUAGCGCGCCGCCGGUCGGCUCGAGCGAACGUGUCGCGUCGUUUCUUGUCGCCGUAUCGGGCCCAUGUGUGAAAUUUCGGCAUGUUGAUGUCGUGAAUGGACAAGAUGGACUUUCAGAGUGCAAUGGAGACGUUCGCUGAGGCAUGGGCUGCGGCCAACACGGCCAAGUCGGAAGCACCCAGCGAUCUGUCACAGAGCCUAUCAUCCGAGCUGAGACGUAGCAAGACUCCUCCGAGGCGCUCACCAGAAGAGCGCGCGGUGCCUCGCCCCCCCUCCGCGCCCGCGCACCAUGACCGACCGCCGCACCCGCACCCGCCUCACACCCCUCACACCCCUCACCUGUCACCCAAGAAGGAAGCCUUCAACAACUUGCUCAAUAAAAGCAUAUCAGGUAAAACCCUGCCAGUGCACUGCGUGGUGGAAGCUGUUGCAUCUAUCGAGGAAGGUGCUUGGAGGAGACGCGCAGUCGUGGAGACGGAUAGCUACGUCAUCAUCCCUGCAGCGACGGCUUUCCACGAGCUGGUGCCGGCUGCUAUGAUGAGGUUGGGCUACCCUCAUGAACUGGCUGCUUCAGCUAAAGGAUCAGUGGUUAUAAACAACUGGAAGCCUUUACCCUUCGAGCGCAUAUCCGACGGUCCGUUAGCAACAGUGGGAGAAGUCCUGGGAGAGCUGACGACCGUUGCGACGCUAAGGAUCCAGCUGCUUCGACCCAGACUAACUCCUCUACAAGAUAUCAAAGACAAGCUGUUAAGGCUAUUGCUGGUCCAGAGCAGGCCGUUGCUGAUGUCUACCGGAUGCCCUUUGGAUGAGGUAAUUAAUGUGACGCUGGCACAGAUUUGUCGGGGACAUGAUCGCACUCCAGGUCCUCAUAACUUCCAUGAGCCAACAGAGGAAACCCGUCGCAAGUUCGAAUCUUGGUGGAGUGCUCAAGUUUCUCCACGGCCGCCUCCCCCUUUCAGUCCUCGACGUUACCCGUCGCCUAGUCCAAAAAAUCGGUCACCGACACUGAAUCCUAUCCCGGACCAUUUGCAUCCAGCUCUUCAAACUGUUCAAACACAAUAUCCCACUCAGAAGACAAGGAUGAGAACUAGCUUUGAUCCUGAGUUAGAACUACCAAAGUUACAACGUUGGUUUUCUGAAAAUCAACACCCGAGUAGACAGCAAAUUCAACAAUAUGUCCGAGAAUUGAAUAAUUUGGAGUCAAGGCGAGGACGAAAACCUCUGGAUGUCAACAAUGUUGUUUACUGGUUUAAAAAUGCAAGAGCUGCUCAAAAACGAGCAGAACUGCGCAGUAUUGGUGGCUUAGGAGCUCACCUUGGUGUAAAUGGGUUUAAUAGUAGAAGUCAUAGUCCAACUAAUGGAUCACUUUUGGCUGGUAAUGAUAACUAUAACUCCCAUGAUCAUAACUCCAUGAAAAGUCCUUUGCUGUCAGGAAGUCCUGGCCGAUACCCAAUGUCAGUAAUGUCCGAAGAUAACUUGUCAAAUGCUGGCUCCGAUCUAGAAGACGACGGAGGAGAUAUAAAUCCGGAUGAUAGACCUGAAAGUCCAGAUGCACCACUUUCUUUAAUAACCACUAGAAAAAAUAAUAACGAUCAGGAAAGAGAUGAAAAUGUAAAAGAAUCUCCAAAACCACCAGACAUUAUUAAGGUUCAUGACAUCAAACAAGAACCCAGAGAUUUGAGCAAACCAGAACAAAUGACUUCGCCUCAUCGAUCUCCAACUAAGAACAGUGACAGUUCACAUAAUAACAAUAAUAACAACACUGAAGAAGAAAAUGGUGGUGGAGAGGAUCAUGAUAUCCCAUCUGAUGACGAAAUGAUACACGAACGUCAUUAUAGACCUUCGUCUCCGCACCUUGACCGACUACCUUUUCCCAUGGUGCCUAAUCACCCGAUGUUCGGUCAUGGGAUAAUGUACAUGAGUCAAUAUAUGAGUGGAUUUCCUGGAGUAGGUCCCGUCCCUGGGGAAGGGGCUAGUGGGCUGAAUUUAGCUCUCGCUGGAGCGUCUGACGAGCGUCGUAAACGAAACCGCACUUUCAUAGAUCCAGUCUCUGAAGUACCAGUCUUGGAGCAGUGGUUUUCAAUGAACACUCACCCAUCGCACAAUCUUAUACUCAAAUAUACGGAAGAAUUAAACAGGAUGCCGUACCGACAGAAGUUUCCGCGGCUCGAGUCAAAAAACGUGCAGUUUUGGUUCAAAAACCGUCGAGCGAAAUGCAAGAGGUUAAAGAUGUCUUUGUAUGAACCAACCUCCCCUGGCCAUUACUCGCAUCCCGGACAUCCGCAUGCCAUAGAAAGGAAAAUGGUUUAAAUACAACAUUACACUCGGCUUCUUUUUAAAUUAAUGAUGGGAGAUGAAAACCUGAAAAAUUGUCUUCGUGAAGUCAGAAAAUUUUAAUACGAAAGACUGAAUAUGAAUCGUUAAUGGUAUACAGUGCCAUGUUAGUGUUAAAAAUGGCGGCAAAGUGGCGUCGAUUAGGGAUGUACUCAAAAAUCGGUAUAAUGUAAAUUCGUAUAAUACAGUAUAAAUAAGUUUUGAACUAAAGAUAUUUUAAAGCAGUAUAGAGUUAAGUAAGUUCCCAUUACAUCGUAUGCUUCGAAUAGACACUGUCACUAUAUAGUAUAGUAGACGAAUCUCAAAAUUUAAAACUUCUGUUUUGUACAUUAUUAGUAAAGGUUUUAUUUAUUAAUAUAGUUUUAGUGUAUUACUGUAAAUGUUAGCGAAAUAUAUUAUUGUAAAUGGUCACGAACCAAAGUCUCCAUUUAUUUAAAAUUUAUACUAAGACCUGUAUAAAAUAUCCUGACCCUGUAAAGUAGAUUUUUAGUAAUUCAAUCGCUUAUAUAAUGUAAAUCAGGUUUAAAUAAUGAGUCAUACAUAAAAGAUUAUAGAGUAAAAUUAUUAUAUUGCACAUAAUAAAUAUUAUGAUAUUGGAUUAAAAAUUACUCUUCCUAAUUACUAUUAGAUGGCCUAAAUACUUUGGCUUAUCUAUGUAUCUAGAUGUUGUAUGAAAUAAGUGAUACUAUUUAGUAUAAAUAUUACGCACAUUCCUUCACAUUUGCUAGGUAGGUAUUACUCAAUCCAAAGAUUGAUCAUAAAAUAGGGUAUUACAAAAAUAAUUACGUUUAAUAUCUGAUUCUUCUAAGCAAUUUAAUGUAAGUGUUUAAAAAUAUAUUUGCGCAAAGAAGGUAUGACUACAUUAACUUAAUUUCCAAAUCAACGUAAUAUUAAAUACGUAUUUUUGAUGUGUAUCUACCACACGAAUAUUGACGUAUGACGUCUAAACACUUAUGUACUCGUAAAUUGCUUGAAGAAAUCGGAAUUUGUAUAAAGUACGCUGUUACAGUAUUUACGCAUUUAUACAUUGAGGCUGUUUUUUUCAUACGGUUUCUUAUACUCGAUUGUUUUAUAGUUUUUAGACACAUCACUAGUGGUAACCGCUGUCAAAUUGUUUUGUUGUUUCAAAUGUUAUGCUUGUUUUGUGAAGCUGUGAUGAUAUUUCCAAAUAUUGUAAAUAUUUUAUUAAUGUUAAAAUAAGGUUUUUAUCAAAACUACGUCACUGCUCACAAGUGAUUUUUAAGCAUUUACUGCUUAGAUAUUGAGAAUAAUUGGCUAAAUGUUUAUUCCAUUCAAUUAUAUAAACGAAAAUUUAAUGAAUAUAGUACGAUAUUGAA